Messenger RNA from Linderina pennispora, 1100 nucleotides. Its product is annotated as TAFII28-domain-containing protein. Gene Ontology annotation, molecular function: transcription coactivator activity; protein heterodimerization activity. NCBI's taxonomy places the organism in Eukaryota, Fungi, Kickxellomycota, Kickxellomycetes, Kickxellales, Kickxellaceae. The record is from RefSeq and is a predicted model, not a curated record. Gene Ontology annotation, cellular component: transcription factor TFIID complex; nucleus. Gene Ontology annotation, biological process: transcription initiation at RNA polymerase II promoter; RNA polymerase II preinitiation complex assembly. The coding region runs from base 56 to 736 and encodes 226 amino acids. The transcript has a single exon.
CAAACCAGCCAAAAAUAUUGGCAUAAAUCCAACACACAACUCAGCCCCUUUCGCCAUGCCAAACGACCUGACAUCCAGCACACCCACAUCAGGAGGCUCCACACCGCACCCAGCAACACCCGGCCAGCCGGGCAAAAAGCGUGCCCGUACACUCCUGACACCGGCCGCACUUUUGCGUCAAAAGCGGAAGCGCGGCGGCACCACGCUCUCGGGCCGCAAGCCCACCAUAGCACGCUCCGGCACAGCAACGCCAAUAAAGCCCAAGCCCACAGCGCCCGACACAGCAGCGAUAACGGAGAAGCUGAAAAAGCGCACUGGCAUUCCAGACGACGAGGACACGGAGGCAGAUGACGACGAGGAGGAGAUGCUAGGGGACGACGAGGUCACAUUGGUCAAGCAGAGCAAGGAGGAGGUCAAGGAGCUGUGGGACCAGCUGUCGGCGGAGCAGCAGCAGCGGUAUGGCGUGUACAGACGGACGGCGCUCAGCAAGGGCGCGGUUCGGCGGCUGGCCAGCAGCGUGCUGGGGCAGCAGAUCUCGCCAACUCUGUCGUUUGUCAUUGCCGGGUUCUCCAAGGUGUUCGUCGGCGAGAUCGUCGAGCGCGCAGUGGCGGUUCAGCAGGAGCGCGGCGACUCUGGGCCACUGACGCCGGCGCAUCUGCGCGAGGCGUACCGGCAGCACAAGAAGGAGACAGGCAUGGCGGCCAAUAGCUCGGGAUUCACUAAGCGACUGUUUUAAUGUGUAACUAAAGAAAGAAAUGGACCUAGUUGGCGGCCGGGGUCGAUGUGUUGCGGAAGAACAGCACGGAGCCCGAGUCCUCGACGAACUGGCAGUGGCGCAGGUUGUGGUACAGCGCAUAGAGGAAGUUGGUGCGGUCGUAGUAAUAGUACUUUCCCAGCUUCUUCUUGAGGUGGCGGGUGGCCUCCUCAGCGUGGUAGUGCGGCAUCUGCGAGAACACGUGGUGGGCAACAUGGGUGUCCUGGAUGUGGUGCAGCAUGGUGUUGAGCACCCAUCCGUAGUCGCGGUCGACAGUGCACAGCGCGCCGCGCACAAAGUUCCACGAGUCGUCGGCGUAGUGCGGCACCACAGGGUCGGUGUGCUG